AUGUUGAAUCAAUACAAUACACCUCCAAGAAUACCUAAACCUUCCCCUGUUCCUUAAAAUUAAGAAUAAUACUUACAUGUUGUACUUCAUGAAAGAUAAAUUCAAUAAUAAUAGCGAUAUUAUACUCCUCCAUUAAUCAAACCUCCUUCAUUAUAAACUAUUUCCACUUAACUUAAUUCUCCCAUAUCCAAUUAACCAAAACAGCAACAAUAUAGUGUCAUAUAAUAAGUCAAUCAAAAUGAUAUGUAAAACCAAUAUCAUCAAAUCAUGCAAUAUUACAAAGAGUUAGAUAUGAAUAUGCAAUAAUAAAAAUAAGAAAAUUAUCUAAAAUAUAAUGAAAUUCUAUAAAAAAUUGAUAACAUCUAAUAAAUUAUGGUUUAUAAUAUUAAUUAAUUGAAUAUUAAUCAAAGAAAUGAAUAUCAAUAAUUGUUACAUGAAUUAUAAUAAUAAAGAUUAGAAAACUAGAAAAGAUAUGAAUUAUUGAUCCAAAAUAUCGAAUAAUAAAAAGAUUAGAAUCAUUAUAUGAAUUAAUAGUAAUAAAGAGAAAUAUUAAUCCAAUAGUAACAUUAAAUAAUUGAGCAAUAAAAACCAAAUUUAUCUAACUAACAUCAUAAUAUAAUUAAACCUCCUUAACCUCUUUAUUAAAAUCACGCUUCAAAACCUAUCUAUUAAGAACAAAAAUUAAUAGAAUAACACCAAUAAAAUUAACUCAACUACUCUCAAAUUCACAACAGAUCUAGUAAGUAGUCUUCUCCUCAAGUUUAUAUGUCAAAAAGAAAUUAAUCCUAAGAUAAUAAUACUUUUGGAAUUAAUUCUGGCCAGCUUAAUCCAUUUAUUUAAUAAUCUCCAUCAUAAAUUAAUCCUCCAGAAUAAUAUUAAUCUCCCUCUAAUAAAUAAAUCAUUAAUAAUUAAAUGUCAAAUCAAAUUAUUUUAUAAACCAAAUCUCCAAGGCAAUAAAUAUCCCCUUGUAUUUGUAUGAAUAGUCCAAACAAUAUUAGCAGAGAUAAUUCAAUUUCACAUUAAAAAAAAUAAAUAUUUGAAAAGCCAAUUUUUGAAUAGUUUAAUAAUUAACCAACAUUUAAUUAUAAUCCUAAAAUAAAUAAUCAAGAAAAUCCAGUAAUAUAAUAAUAUUAAGUGCAAUAACCAUUUAAUUCUAAUGAAAGCAUAAUUAUUGACGAAUCUAAUAAUUCAUCAGAAUUAUUAUAAUAAUUAAAAUUAGAAUAUGGAAUUAAUAGCUUGCCUUAAAAUACUUCUUUGUAGCCAAUUUCUAAUUAAUUAUAAUUAAUUUAUUGUUUGUAAUGUGAUCAAUACAUAUCCAUUUAAUUGUCUGAUUAACAUCUUUAAGUUUGUAAUUCUUAAAGACCUUAAAAAAGAUAAAAUGAUAACUAUUUAGAUAAAUACAUUAUAUAAAUGGGGGAUAAUUUCAUAAUUGAAACAUUUGAAGCCAAAUACAUUAGAAUAUGCAAAGAAAUCAUGAGAAUUAAAUAAAUGAUGCAAUUGGCUUAAUUACAAAAGUGGACAACAUAUGAAUAUUUAUAAUUGCGAGAGCUUUGUUAAAUAGCAAAUAUAAUACUGGAUAGAUUGUUGUAAAAUCCAGACUCUUCUUCAAUAAUAAAAUAUUAUCAACAUAUUCAAUAAAUUUUUAAUGUUGUUUAUAUGGCACCAUAAAUCUUUUAUAAACAAUAGGCAAAAUUAUUGUAAAAAUGCUUAGAUCGUAUAAAAGAAUUAUAAUAGCUUCUUAAAAAAUGA
Paramecium primaurelia is the source of this 1749-nucleotide messenger RNA. The record is from the annotation of a GenBank genome assembly. Lineage: Eukaryota; Ciliophora; Oligohymenophorea; Peniculida; Parameciidae.